UCCCGGCUGGACAUACAGGUUAUUUUGUUACUGAAAUCUUAGGGUGCACUUAACCUGCCAACGUUUAUGAAUUGUUCAUUGUCUACCUAGAUGCGCGUACUAAAGAAACUAGCUUAGCUGAAACAAACUAACUGAAAAACGACGUUAGAAAGUUUUUCCUUCGCCUACACAACUGCGCUGAUAUCUUAUUGGAAAGUAUGAAUCCCAGUUGCUUUAACUUGCAGGGCAGUAGGACCCCAGGAACCAAUAUUGGUCCAGUAUGGAAUUGCCAAAAUUCCUCUAUGUUUUCUCCUUGUAAUUCUUCAGUUUCCCCGUUUACAGAGCCGUUUUACCGCACGUUUACAGUCAGUUACUCAAACAACGGUGUUCCAGUCACAACCAUAACGCCAACUUGUGCACCAACAAGGAACUCCCAGGAGUGGCUGUUACAAGAUCAAGUAUACCCAUCAAUUGCCGUUCCUGAAGCGCCACAAUCAGACUCUAGUGAUCCUCCCGAUAUGAUUGCACACAAAAGAUUGUUUGCUCAGAACACAAAUACAUCCCUGAAUCCACCACAGGCCUCCUCAUCUUUUCUCUUGCCUGGAGUAUGUGUCAGUACUUCGGUCAGUGACUGUUCAUCUCUUCCUGGUGUGUCUCUUGAAUCACCCGUAGGGUUUUACGUACCAGUAAGUACUCAGGAAAGGCCUGUUGAUCUUGGCGAUAACAAUCAAGAUAGAAGCAUUUCUUCGUUUGAGUUGAACUACUUUCAUGACAGUCAGUGUGUCUGCACCACGUGUUUAAAAGCUACAAGUGGGAACUCUGAAGGCAGCGUUAGUAAUUCUGACAGUUACUCUCCGCUGGCUGUGAGCGACCCCACCGUCUCCGACCUUCAGUCUUCUUUAGAGUUAUAUCAGAACCCUGAAGACAUUUUCGACCCUGACAUUUUUAAGCUGGACCUCAGUACUAAACCAAGAAAGGAAAGGACAGCGUUUACUAAACAUCAAAUCCGGGAACUGGAGAACGAAUUUGCACAACAUAACUAUUUGACAAGACUACGACGAUAUGAGAUUGCAGUGGCAUUGGAUCUCACAGAACGACAGGUUAAAGUAUGGUUCCAGAACCGCAGAAUGAAAUGGAAACGAACGAAAGGCGCUCAGUUGACGGCUAGGGACAAAGUGAAUCGUAAAAUUGAGACUUUUCCUCUAGAAAAUUCAUCUUAAGCAACACAAAAAAUUGAUGUACUCAGUACGUCUUCUACAUGUAUUACAGCUGUUUCUGGACGAUAUUUGACUCUACGUGCUUUUGAGCAGACACCAUGCGUGUAUGUAUGUAAAUAUAUACUAGUUCAACAAGUUUAUGAAACUUUCGAUGUUUUUUUAUUCUCGAAAGUUUGAAUCACUUCUUUAGAACAUGCAUUCUUUACAUAUAAAAUAAAUAUGAACUUUAUUAUAUGAUCUCUACAGUUGAAGCAAAAAAUGAUAAUACCCAGGCAAACUUAUUUUAAAUAGAACGAGGUUACAGUGUG
Limulus polyphemus (Atlantic horseshoe crab) is the source of this 1504-nucleotide messenger RNA. Its product is annotated as homeobox protein Hox-C6-like. NCBI's taxonomy places the organism in Eukaryota, Metazoa, Arthropoda, Merostomata, Xiphosura, Limulidae. The transcript is spliced from 3 exons. Gene Ontology annotation, biological process: positive regulation of transcription by RNA polymerase II. Bases 198 to 1199 code for a protein of 333 amino acids. The record is from RefSeq and is a predicted model, not a curated record. Gene Ontology annotation, cellular component: nucleus. Gene Ontology annotation, molecular function: DNA-binding transcription factor activity, RNA polymerase II-specific; RNA polymerase II cis-regulatory region sequence-specific DNA binding.